AUGGCACAAAAUGAAGAAAUGAGACCAGAUACAGGGUCUAUACAGAAUAGAUCCAACAAUACUUCGUUAGAUGCAGGCGAUUCGAUCCCAAUGUACAAUAAAGGCUCGAGUUCCUCGCGCUCCAAUUCUGAAUUGACUCUUGAUGUUUCACAGUUCAAAGAUCACAGAUGGAAACUUCGGUCAAGACAUUGCUGCUGGGGACUUGAGGGCAGGAAUCUUCGGAUGGCAAUAACAUUUGUGUCGGUGGUUGGGUUUUCGUUGUUUGGAUACGACCAGGGUCUUAUGAGUGGAAUAAUCACCGCUUCACAGUUUGAGGAGACAUUCACGGCAGUUAAAGGUACAGACAGGCAUGCAACUGUCAUCCAGGGAGCAGUUACAUCUUGCUAUGAACUUGGAUGCUUCUUUGGGGCGCUAACCUCGUUAUGGAUAGGGGAAAAAUACGGCAGAAGACCAAUGGUGAUAACAGGCGCCUCGGUACUGAUUGUGGGGACGAUUAUCUCGAUCUUUCCGUUCAGAAACCACUGGGCUUUAGGCCACUUUGUGAUCAGCCGGGUGGUUACGGGUGUGGGGAACGGAUUCAACACUGCAACGAUCCCAAUAUACCAGUCCGAGUUGAGCAAACCCGAGACUAGAGGUCGAUUGGUCAACCUUGAAGGUUCGGUUAUUGCAGUUGGUACCUUUAUUGCCUACUGGGUAGAUUUUGGUCUCUCUUAUGCCAGUGGGUCUGUUGCCUGGAGGCUUCCAAUCGCAUUGCAGAUCCUCUUUGCACUAGUGUUGCUUGUUGGAAUGAUCGGGUUGCCGGAAUCUCCAAGGUGGUUGAUCUCCAAGGGCAAGAUUAACGAGGCAGCGUACGUGCUUUCGAGAAAUGAAGGCAUUGACUACAACUGCGACGACAUUGUGGCCGAAAUCACGGCCAUUCGAGAUGCAGUCAACAGGUUCGACAACAGACAGCUCAGCUUUAACGAGAUAUGGAACAGCGGAAAGCACCAGUACUUCAAGCGUAUGGUGGUUGGUGCAUCAGGCCAGUUUUUCCAGCAGUUCACAGGUUGUAAUGCUGCCAUAUACUACUCUACAGUGUUGUUUCAAAACACAAUUGGCUUGAGCCGGCGAAUGUCACUAGUUUUGGGCGGUGUUUUUGCAACCGUCUAUGCUCUUUUCACCAUUCCGUCCUUUUUCAUGAUUGACCGGUUUGGCAGAAGACCACUUUUCUUCACUGGUGCCAUAGGACAAGGUGUAGCAUUUGUUAUUUCGUUUGCUUGCUUGAUUCCAGACACAAAGGCCUCUGCCAAGGGUGCUUCCUUUGGAUUAUUCUUGUUUAUCGCAUUCUUUGCCUUCACAAUUCUCCCCCUACCCUGGGUCUACCCCCCAGAAAUCAACUCUCUUAGAAUGCGGACUUUUGCAACCUCCGUUUCCACCUGCACAAACUGGAUUUGCAACUUUGCAGUUGUCAUGUUCACCCCCAUCUUCAUCAACCAGACUCGCUGGGGAUGCUAUCUCUUUUUUGCGCUUGUGAACUUUCUCUAUGUACCCAUCAUCUACUUCUUCUACCCGGAAACAGCAGGCAGAUCUUUAGAGGAAAUCGAUAUUAUCUACGCCAAAGCCUACACCGAGCACAAAUCCGUUGUUGGUGUUGCCAAGACCAUGCCAAGACUCACAUUUGCCGAGGUUGAAGAGGCAGGAAAAAGCUUGGGAAUUCAUGAUAUCGACUUCAAGGCGGAAACUGAGUUUGAGGAAAAUGUUGGUGAUGGAAAAUCUUUAGCUGGCAGAAGGACUGCGAGUCACAAAGAGAUUGUUUAG
Molecule: messenger RNA, 1797 nt
Organism: Brettanomyces bruxellensis
Lineage: Eukaryota; Fungi; Ascomycota; Pichiomycetes; Pichiales; Pichiaceae
Exons: 1
Coding region: 1-1797 (598 amino acids)
Biological process (GO): carbohydrate transport; transmembrane transport
Cellular component (GO): membrane
Molecular function (GO): carbohydrate:proton symporter activity
Source: RefSeq, a predicted model, not a curated record